UUCAGUUACUAAUCGCGUUCGUCCUGUGAAAAAAAAUCUCACAUAAAACCAACAAGUUAUAAAAUUGGAAGGGUGUGCGUAGGUUAACACUUACCAUCUAGAGAAUAUCUGACCAUUUUUCCGAGAUGCAGAGACGAUUGGGCGCUUCUUUCGUUUUCCUAAGCUUAGGACUGGUUGCUCUAGUGCAGGCACCUGGGCCCCAUCCUCCAGAUCAAGGACAUCCUGAUCAGAGGUGUGUCGACGCUUUUGAAUGUCACUGUGAUCCCCACGCACCUGACAAUAUGCCCGUGUGUGAAGGUGGUCACUGUUCAUGCCACCACGUGCACCUAUGUGCACACAAUCACGAGUGCCACUGCGAUCCUCCUUCACCUGAUAAAAUACCUACCUGUAUAGAUGGACAAUGCACGUGUCAACAUACAGGGAUAUUGGAUGCAGAUAGAUGUGCACAUGAUGACGAGUGUCACCAUCACUGUGAGCCGCACGGACCUGACCACAAGCCUGUAUGUAUGGAUGGACACUGCUCUUGUCAUCACACAGAAAUGUGUACACACAAAGAAGAGUGUCACCACAUUCAUUGUGAGCCUCCCGACCACGAACCAGCAUGUACGAAUGGACAGUGUUCAUGUCACCAUGCAGGCAGAUGUAUACAUAACGGUGAGUGCCACUGUGAUUCCCCUAACAACAACCCUGUGUGUAUUGAUGGACAGUGUUCGUGUCUUUCCAUAGCCCAGACCACCUGUUACGACAAUUCUGAGUGUGUGGGCUCACACUGCACUACACAAGGACUUUAUCCUUUCUGUCGCACGUCUCUUGCUAAUGGACAAUCUUAUUGCGAUUGUACAGCUUGCACCGACGACAAUCACUGUGCAAGUAAAUGUGGUAGUGGGACCUCACCGAAAUGCAACACUUCUCUUGCACACGAUUACAGCUGCUAUUGCGAGAAUAUCGUAUCAGCAACUCAGACUAGCUGUCACGACAAUUCUGAUUGUUUUGUCUCACACUGCACUAUACCAGGACUUCAUCCUUUCUGUCGCACGUCUCUUGCUAAUGGACAAUCCUACUGCGAUUGCACAGCUUGCACUGAAGAUCAUCACUGUGCAAGUAAAUGUGGCAGUGGAGCAACACCGAAAUGCAGUUUCUCUUCUGUAAAUGGCUACAGCUGUUCUUGUGAGAAUACCAUGUCAACAAGUACUAUGACAUCUACACCCACAGUGUCGACUUCUCGAUUAACAAACACUAAAGGUAGUACCACGCCAGUCUCUCAGACUUCCAUUAGGCAAGGUUCAAGCUCUGAUUCGACAUCCACCUCUGCAAACACCUCAGGGAAAGUUACAACUGUAAAUACCCAAACAUCUACACAAACCCUUCCGCCAUCAAAUAGUCUCAGUUCUAAUCUCACCUAUGUAACGGUAACUGGUUCAGAUUCCACAACAUCUACGACUGAAACAACAACAACUACAAAUUCUAUCACAACAGUACCAACUAGAGCCAUACCAAGGAGGUGUCACGUAUGUGGUAGUACAACUAGUGCCUCGCUAUGUGACACUAGGACGAUUUACCUCGGCAAUCUUCAGACUUGUCCGAGUGGUUCCGAUUUCUGUAUGACUGAUAUAAUCCACGGUGCAGGGGGCUCCGUGCAAAUAUUCAAAAGAUGUGUAACUGAAAUUGAGUGCAAAGACAAGUGGCUCCACCAGUCCUCAGAUUUAGAUUACUGCACCGACUAUGGAAAUGUGCUUGGACAAGGACACUACAGCUGUCACUUCUGUUGUACAGAGGACGGAUGUAACUCCAAGCUGGUUCCACAAAAAUCAACAUGGUACACCAAAUCGUAAAAUUCGAACUGACGAAUAUUGAUCUCAUUUUGUCAGCCGAUAAACUAGAUUACACUCAUUUCAAUAAAUGUUCAUUAUACAG
Magallana angulata is the source of this 1914-nucleotide messenger RNA. Its product is annotated as spore coat protein SP65-like. The record is from RefSeq and is a predicted model, not a curated record. Lineage: Eukaryota; Metazoa; Mollusca; Bivalvia; Ostreida; Ostreidae. The coding region runs from base 126 to 1832 and encodes 568 amino acids. The transcript is spliced from 14 exons.